Molecule: messenger RNA, 623 nt
Organism: Rhipicephalus sanguineus (brown dog tick)
Lineage: Eukaryota; Metazoa; Arthropoda; Arachnida; Ixodida; Ixodidae
Gene: Tim8
Product: mitochondrial import inner membrane translocase subunit Tim8 B
Exons: 3
Coding region: 130-402 (90 amino acids)
Source: RefSeq, a predicted model, not a curated record
UGAUAGCGGACCUGGAUGACUGGCGCUACCGGCGAUGUCUACUGCUGUGUACUCUGCAACCCCUGUGUAACUGUGUUGAAAGCUAGCAAUACUUAUUUAUACAGUAAACAUUUCUAGUACUUUUUAAGCAUGUCGUUUGACUCCGGUGAUGCCAGUGCGGGUGUGGACCGAGAAAUGCAACAGUUCCUGGCCGUGGAGCAGCAGAAAGCGCAAUUCCAGGCGCAGGUUCAUCGGCUCAACGAAAUUUGCUGGGACAAGUGCAUGGACAAGCCGGGCACCAAGCUGGAUGGGCGGACUGAGACCUGCCUAUCAAACUGUGUUGAGCGUUUCAUUGACACAUCACUCUCAAUCACCAAUCGCUUUGCACAGUUACUGCAGAGGUCAGCUGCCGGCCACACAUAGCCCUGCGUGAAAAAUUUAUGACGUUUGAAGGGAAACAAAUCUAGUGCAUCACCAUUCACCUGGACGAAGGAAAGGAACAACACUCAAGAGUCAGCCGUUACGACUGCAGCAAUCAUCAGGUUUCCUCGUGUUUAGUGGCACAAAUUAAAACUUAUGAAACUUUAUUUCAUGUGCAUGAAGAACAGUACUAGUAAUUAAAAUAAGUUUAGUAUACUGUGGCA